Prorocentrum cordatum is the source of this 894-nucleotide messenger RNA. Lineage: Eukaryota; Dinophyceae; Prorocentrales; Prorocentraceae. The record is from the annotation of a GenBank genome assembly.
AUGGCGGCGGCGGUGAGCGCCGCCGCGCCGCGCGAGGGCGCCGCGCCGCCCGCGAGCGGGGCCGCCGCCGCCGGCGCGGGGGCCGCUCCGCCGGCCGCUGGGCCGCUGGCGCGGCGCGCGGAAUCGGAGGCCGCGCCCGCGGCGACGGACUGCGCCUCCCCGUCGCACUCGGUGUUCUCCGCGGGCGGCCGCGGCGCGCUGCCCUCCGCCUCCUGCACCCUGCGGACCGCGCUGGGCGGCGAGGGCCGGGCGGGGGCCGACGGCGAGCAGUACGAGGAGACGCGCUCCGAGCGCCCCCGGCCCGCGCAGGAGCUCGACGCGGCAGGGGCCGAGCUCGACCGCGUCCUGGGCGUGAGCGGCUCCGUGUGCGCGCUGCGCGAGCGUGCGCGGCCGUCGGGACCGCGCGCGGCCGCGGAGGGUCGCACCGCCGUCGGAGACGCCAGACUGUUGACGCUCGAGGGGUUCAUGGAGAGCUUCUGGGAGCUCCUCUGGGGCGUGCAGAGAGAGUUCUGCCAGGCCAUUGCCCGGAAGCCCGCGAGGCGGCGCGAGGACCCCCGGGACGUCUACGACUUCGAGAGGACGCUUGGCUCCGGCACCUACGGGGAGGUGAGGCUGGCACGCGACAAGGCCACUGGCGCCAGGAGGGCCAUCAAGCGGGUCGGCCGCCAGUUCUGCGGCGCCUCGGACAAGCUCGACGAGGAGUUGGAGCACCUGCGCGUCCUCGACCACCCCAACAUUGUGAAGCUGUACGAGCACUACGAAGACAAUGACCACAUCUACAUUGUCAUGGACUACUGCUGCGGCGGCGAGCUGCAGACCGCGGUCACGAAGAGCCGCGAGGCUCGCCAGGGCCUGCCCGAGGAGUUCGUGUCCGACGUGAUGCAGCAGACCUAG